Molecule: messenger RNA, 3032 nt
Organism: Echinops telfairi (small Madagascar hedgehog)
Lineage: Eukaryota; Metazoa; Chordata; Mammalia; Afrosoricida; Tenrecidae
Gene: NCAPG
Product: non-SMC condensin I complex subunit G
Exons: 21
Coding region: 1-2952 (983 amino acids)
Biological process (GO): mitotic chromosome condensation
Cellular component (GO): cytoplasm; condensin complex; condensed chromosome
Source: RefSeq, a predicted model, not a curated record
AUGAGACAAAUGGAUAAUAAAACAGUGUUUAAUGAGGAGUUCAUUCAUUACCUUAAAUAUGCUAUGGUGGUCUAUAAACGUGAACCAGCUGUGGAGAGGGUAAUAGAAUUUGCAGCAAAGUUUGCUACUUCAUUUCACCAAUCAGAGAUGGAGGAUGACAACGAUGAUGAAGAUGAUGGUGGCAUUUUAAAUGAUUUGUUUACUUUUCUCCUGAAGUCUCAUGAAGCAAAUAGCAAUGCUGUCAGAUUUCGCACGUGCCAGCUAAUAAACAAGCUCUUGGGAAGCAUGCCAGAAAAUGCUCAGAUUGAUGAUGAUCUAUUUGAUAAAAUUAAUGAAGCCAUGCUUGUUAGACUGAAAGAUAAGAUUCCAAAUGUGAGAAUACAGGCAGUCCUGGCUCUUUCCCGACUUCAGGAUCCCAAAAAUGAGGACUGUCCAGUGGUUAAUGCAUAUAUUACAUUGAUUGAAAAUGAUUCCAAUCCAGAAGUUAGGCGAGCAGUGUUAUCAUGCAUUGCACCUUCAGCCAAGACUUUGCCCCAAAUAGUUGGGCGCACCAGGGAUGUGAAAGAGGCUGUCAGAAAACUGGCUUAUCAGGUUUUAGCUGAGAAGGUUCAUAUGAAAGCUAUGUCCAUUGCUCAGAGAGUAAUGCUUCUUCAACAUGGUCUUAAUGACAGAUCAGCUGCUGUGAAACAAGCAACGCAGAAGCAUCUUCUCCAAGGCUGGUUUCGUUUCUCUGAGGGAGAUAUUUUAAUGUUGCUUCAUCGGUUGGAUGUGGAGAAUUCUUCUGAUGUCGCUGUCUCCGUUCUCAAUGCAAUAUUUUCCACGACUCCUUUAAGUGAACUCGUGAGGAUCUGUAGAAACAAUGAUGCCAGGCAGGUGAUCCCUAUGGAAGCGCUGACUCCCGAGAUUGCCUUGUACUGGCGUGUCCUUUGCGAAUAUUUGAAAUCAAAAGGAGAUGAAGGUGAAGAGUUUUUAGAGCAGAUUUUGCCAGAACCUGUGGUGUAUGCAGAGUAUUUACUGAGUUAUAUACAGAGCAUUCCAGUUGUUAACGAUGAACAGAGAGGUGAUAUUGCCUAUAUUGGAAGUUUGAUGACAAAAGAGUUCAUAGGUCAACAGUUGAUUCUAAUUAUUAAGUCUCUGGAUACCAAUGAGGAAGGUGGAAGAAAACGACUGCUGGCUAUCAUGCAAGAGAUUCUAACCUUACCCACAACCCCAAUUUCCCUCGUUUCUUUGCUUGUGGAGAGGCUCCUCUACAUCAUUACAGAUGAUAAUAAGAGGACUCAAGUGGUUACAGAAAUUAUCUCAGAGAUUCGGGCACCCAUUAUUUCUGUUGCUGUUAAUGAGGACUUAGCUGAUGCAAGAAAGAAAGAACUCCAGAUGGCAAAAAUAAAAGUUCAACUUAUUGAGACAAAAGAAGCUUUGGAGAAUUGCAUUGCUGCCCAGGAUUUUAAUAAGGCAUCAAUACUAAAAGAAGAACUAAAAGCUCUAGAAGAUGCCAAAAUCAGCCUAUUGAAAGAGACAGAACAACCUGAAAUUAAAGAAGUCCACAUAGAGAAGAAUGACUCUGAAACGCUGCAGAAAUGUCUUAUUUUGUGUUACGAACUGUUGAAGCAGUUGUCCAUUUCAACAGGGAUCAGUGCAACCAUGAACGGGAUCAUCGAGUCUUUGAUUCUUCCUGGAAUAAUAAGUGUUCAUCCUAUAGUCAGAAAUAUGGCUGUUUUAUGCUUGGGUUGCUGUGGGUUGCAGAACCGGGAUUUCGCAAGUAAACACUUUGUACUGCUGCUGCAGGUUUUGCGAAUUGAUGACGUCACAGUGAAAAUCAGUGCUCUGAAGGCAAUCUUUGACCAACUGAUGGCGUUUGGGAUGGAACCGUUUAAAACUAAAAAGCCCCCAGCUUCUCUAGGUGAAGGCGCAGAAGUGCACAGCGAUGAUGAUGAGCACGUGUCUGAAGAAGCUGAAGUGGAGACAGCGGCCACAAAGAAUGUCCUGAAGCUCCUGUCCGACUUCCUAGGUGACGAGGUGUCUGAACUCCGAACAGGAGCUGCAGAAGGACUAGCCAAGCUGAUGUUCUCUGGGCUUCUGGUCAGCAGCAGGAUUCUGUCUCGUCUGCUCUUGCUGUGGUACAAUCCCGUGACUGAAGAGGACGUUCGGCUUCGCCAUUGCCUUGGUGUCUUCUUCCCCUUGUUUGCCUACGCCAGCAGAGCCAAUCAGGAAUGCUUUGAAGAAGCAUUUCUUCCGACAGUGCAGACACUGGCCAAUGCCCCUGCAUCUUCUCCUUUAGCUGAGAUCGAUAUCACGAAUGUCGCCGAGUUGCUUAUUGACCUGACGAGACCAAGUGGACUAAACCCUCAGGCCAAGAAUUCCCAAGAUUAUCAGGCCUCAACAGUACAUGACAAUUUGGCCGUGAAACUUUGUAAUGAGAUCUUAGCAAGUCCAUGUUCACCAGAAAUCCGGGUCUAUACAAAAGCCUUGAGCUCUCUAGAACUCAGUAGCUGUCUUACGAAAGAUCUUCUGGAUCUACUCAAUGAGAUUCUGGAGCAAGUAAAAGACAGGCUGUGUCUGAGGGCUUUGGAGAAAAUGAAGAUUCAGUUGGAAAAAGGAAAUGGAAAACAAGGGGACCAGACUGCGGCAGUGCAGGAUGGCAGAACGCCAGCUGUCCUUGAGCGUGAACACGAAAAGAAUAAGGAUUUAUACGUGACUCCUCACAGGGCUCAGAAAGCAGUCCGGGCAUCAAAAUCCACCCAGCAGAGGUCCACCAGAGGACGGAGAAGAGUGACUGCUUCGGCUAGGGUGACCAGGAGACGCCCCGCUGCGGAGGCGGACUCUGAGAGUGAUUGUGAAGUUGCUGAACCAGAAUCAGAAAUGAAGAUGAGAUUACCGCGGCGAGCCAAAACCGCAGCACUAGAAAAAAGCAAGCUUAAUCUCGAACAGUUUCUCAACGAAGACAGAAGUUAAGGGAGGUGAUGGAGGUGGAGUUUCUUUUUAAAAAUGUCCUUUUUGCGUUUAAUAAAGUUACCCUUGUGUCAGAAUCAGUA